UUGGAAACCAGAGGAAGUCAGUGUGACGAUUGCGGUAGGCUACAAUAGUUUCAGGUGACUGAGAGAACAGGUUAUUCGUUGAGUUGUCGCUGCGAGUUCUCAGUCGAGAAUGCAAAAUAUGUUAAUCAUAGUAACAAUGGUCGCAUUUAGCGAUAUUAUUCUUCUGUGGGCAGCCCUCUGUCUUCCAGAGUACGCACAGGGAACCAAUGUUACUGCGUGGCAGGUGCCAAACUUGACUGUUACCCAGAACACAAAUGCAAGCAUCACCUGCCAUUUUUGUGCUCCAGAAAUCCAUUUUAACAAUAUAUGGAGUGGGUAUGUGCAAUGGGAAAAACAAAACAAGCCCUAUUUAACCGAGGAGAAGAAAUAUAUUAACCAGUCAAAUAAUUCACGUGUUUUACCUCUUUACUCAUUACAACUGAAUGACAGUGGGUGGUAUAGGUGUAAUGUGUUCUUCAUUAUCCCAAAGCUCUUGAAUGUAUCUGCAAACGGAACCUAUCUCACAGUGGUUGAUGAACCUGAGAUUCUGCCAGUGAAUGUAGGCCUAUGGCUUUCAGUUGGUGGUGUGCUCGUUGUUCUGCUCAUCGGAGGAAUUGCUCUGGUCUUCAGAAGAUUUAAAAGAGAUGACCAGCACAAAGAGGAAAGAACAGAAAAUGUCCCACAAGAUGUCCUUCUAGAAUCAGCAUCCCAGGACACAGAGGAAAUUACAUAUGCUUCGAUAAACAAGCAAAGCUUUAACUGUAGAGAAAAUAAACAGAAAAUUCCAGAACAAGAAAGGAUGGCAAACAGAACAAACGGCCCAGAUUCCACUGUGGAGGAGUCAGUGCUCUAUUCUCCCAUACGCAUAAAGACUAGAUGAAACAUGAACACAUGGACAUGUAGUAAAUGUCUAGUAGCUUAACUAGACACAAAUCAUUCUAGAUUUAUGAGUGUGCGCACAUAUGCCUGAUGGACCGACAGACAUUACUGUGGGAGCUGUGGGCGCCAGACUGCUGCAUGCAAAGGUGGUCAUCUUUCAAAAACCCACACGUGUGACAAGUGCCAAACCACAAGUGAGUUGUUGCAUGCAAGUACAUGAGCAUGCAUGCCUAUGGACAGCUUUGUUUUUGUUCAUCUUCCCUGUUCUCAUCAAUGUUUAGCAUAUUAAAUGAUGAGCAGACUGAUGCUGAUGAACAGACUGUGAACAGGCUUGUGUAGUUCAUCGCAGCAAUGACAGAAAGAGGUGUGAUUU
Molecule: messenger RNA, 1231 nt
Organism: Alosa sapidissima (American shad)
Lineage: Eukaryota; Metazoa; Chordata; Actinopteri; Clupeiformes; Clupeidae
Exons: 6
Coding region: 110-859 (249 amino acids)
Source: RefSeq, a predicted model, not a curated record